CUCUUAUGUACGGCAUUGCAAACACAUCAUUCGUACAAAAGGCCCAUUGGGCUUUUAAUUUCAACUUCAGGCCCAACCAGUGUCUGUCUUCAAGAACACUCCAGAACUUCUCUCCUCCGCAUCAUUACGGUUUUCCUUUGGAGCUUCGUUUCACUUAUCCGUAAACCCUAAAUCCUUGACUUGAAGAAGAAGAAGAUGUCGAUCAUUCCGAUCAACGAUCGUCGCCGGCUAACUUCCGGCGACGACACAUGGGAACCGUUUGAUUUCGUCAAUUCCUUCUUGGAUUUCCCGUCGUCGUUCCCGUCACCGUCGUCCCUACUUUCUCGCCACUUUCCGUCACUUUCCCGAGAAAUCUUCCCAGCUUCAACCGUCGAAACGCAGCUGAACUGGACGGAAACCCCGACGGCGCACGUCUUCAAGGCGUACCUCCCCGGCGCGACCCAGGACGAGGCGAUCGUGUUCGUCGACGACGAAGGAUAUCUCCAGAUCUGCACGGGUGACAACAAGUUUAUGAGCAGAUUCAAGCUUCCCAGCAACGCCUUGACGGAUCAGGUGACGGCGUGGAUGGAAGGGGAAUUCCUCGUCGUGUUUGUCGCGAAGGAAGAUUUGGCGUCGGAGACGGGAGAGGAUCGCAAUGUUAGGGUCGUGGAGAUUACCGGCGAUGAUGAUUAAGCUUAAGUCGCCUUAAUAAAUGAUCUACUUAAGUAAAUUAAUCAUGUAAUUAGGAUCGGAAAGAAGUGUGUCCCGUUCUGCGUUUGUGGUGAAGAAGUGUGUGUCGUCUUGUAAUCUAGUGGCGCGUGUGAAAUUAAAUGUCGUAAUAAACAAUCUAAUUAAAUAAAUUAAUAAUGUAAUUAGCGACAGAUUAAGUGUGUUCUGUUCUGCGUUUGUGGUGAAGAAGUGUUUCGUGCAAUCUAGUGGUGUGUGUUACCUCACA
This is a messenger RNA of Tarenaya hassleriana, 934 nucleotides long. Its product is annotated as 18.5 kDa class IV heat shock protein. Gene Ontology annotation, biological process: response to hydrogen peroxide; protein folding; response to salt stress. NCBI's taxonomy places the organism in Eukaryota, Viridiplantae, Streptophyta, Magnoliopsida, Brassicales, Cleomaceae. The record is from RefSeq and is a predicted model, not a curated record. The transcript has a single exon. The coding region runs from base 196 to 672 and encodes 158 amino acids.